UUUUCACCGUUUAUCUCUGCGUGAUUUUUUUCACGCCCCGGCUGCUCUCAGACCAGCUGCUCUAGACGGCUCUGUAUGUCUGCGUCUCCAGCUGCGUGGCUCCAGUCCCGCAGGCUGGGUCGGCCAUGUUGUGUGGGGGUUGAUGGAAGUUUGGUAGUAGGAAGUGGAGAGGAGGCUGCUUCUCUCCGGGAUACUCCAGGAUCCCACUUUUCCUCCUUCCUCUUUGUUUUCCAUCACCAGGCAUGCAUCUGCAGGAUUUUCCCCUCAAUGAUUUCUCCACAUGAAAGAAAAUGACAGCCUCAUCCAGCGCUUCCUUCAGCCUUCAGGACUGCAACACUUGAUUUAACUUGAAACCAAACCGCUGGAUGGAUGAACUGAGGAUGAAGACAGAUCGGUACCGGCUGGAAUAACUCGGAUUUACUUUGUCCCUAACUGAUUCAAGGGGAAAGUGAGGGAAAUAGGGGGGGGGUGGGAAUCACACUGAAAGGACGCAAAUCUGAGAAGAUGACAGGAUGAAGCCUGUCUCUGCUUUCCAUGAAAGAUCUUUCAUCCUGAUGCCGAAGAAGCGUCUGGCUCAGAAACAGAAAGUCUCUUUCUCUGUGCCAACAUUCUCACCAUGUUGGCUCUACAUCUAAGACUGAGACGAUGGGUUGUGUAAAAAGCAAAGAAGACAAAGGCCCCACCAUGAAAUAUCAGACUGAAAAUUCCUCACGGUCCGACCCCAACGCCUCCACUUCUGUGCCUCAUGCCGGUCACUAUGGGCCUGAUCCUACGCAGCAGAAUCAGCCGCCUGCAUUGUCCUCCAGCUCUGCAGCUCUGAAUUUCAACCACGCCCUCACGCCAUUCGGAGGCUCCUCCUCUGCCAUAACUCCCUUCGGAGGAGCGUCGACCUCGUUCACUGGUCCCAUGUCCAACUCCUUCUCUGGUGCCGUCUCUAGCGGUGUCACCUUCUUUGUUGCCUUGUAUGACUAUGAAGCCAGAACGUCAGAUGAUCUUACAUUUAAAAAGGGGGAUCGCUUUCAGAUCAUCAACAAUACCGAAGGAGACUGGUGGGAGGCUCGCUCCAUCAACACCGGGAUGAAAGGCUACAUCCCCAGCAAUUAUGUGGCCCCUGCCGACUCCAUUCAGGCUGAAGAGUGGUACUUUGGGAAAAUGGGACGCAAAGAUGCUGAGAGGUUGCUGCUCAAUCCUGGGAAUAUUCGAGGGACUUUCCUGGUGCGGGAAAGUGAAACAACUAAAGGUGCUUAUUCUCUCUCCAUACGGGACUGGGAUGAAGCCAAAGGAGACAAUGUGAAGCACUACAAGAUCCGCAAGCUGGAUAAUGGGGGAUACUAUAUCACUACACGAGCCCAGUUUGACACGUUGCAGAAACUUGUCAAACACUACACAGAGCAUGCAGAUGGACUCUGCCACAAGCUGACCACAGUCUGCCCCACGGUCAAGCCUCAGACUCAGGGGCUCGCCAAAGAUGCCUGGGAGAUCCCGAGGGAGUCGUUGCAGCUGGAGGUCAAACUUGGCCAGGGAUGCUUUGGAGAGGUGUGGAUGGGCACAUGGAACGGCACCACCAAAGUGGCCAUAAAGACGCUGAAGCCGGGGACCAUGUCACCCGAGGCCUUCCUGCAGGAAGCUCAGAUCAUGAAGAAACUCAGACAUGACAAACUAGUGCCUCUUUAUGCUGUUGUGUCUGAGGAGCCCAUCUAUAUUGUCACAGAGUAUAUGUCCAAAGGAAGUUUGCUUGACUUCGUCAAAGAAGGUGAUGGCAAAUUCCUUACGCUCAUCACGCUGGUGGACAUGGCCGCGAAAAUUGCAGACGGCAUGGCCUUCAUCGAGCGAAUGAACUACAUUCACAGAGAUCUGCGUGCUGCGAACAUACUCGUGGGCGAGAACUUGGUGUGUAAGAUAGCCGACUUCGGUCUGGCAAGGCUGAUAGAAGACAACGAGUACACGGCGAGGCAAGGAGCCAAAUUCCCCAUCAAGUGGACAGCCCCUGAAGCCGCUCUGUAUGGUCGCUUCACCAUCAAGUCAGACGUCUGGUCCUUCGGGAUUCUCCUCACCGAGCUAGUUACCAAAGGCAGGGUGCCCUAUCCAGGAAUGGUGAACCGGGAGGUGCUGGAGCAGGUGGAGCGAGGAUACCGCAUGCCCUGCCCGCCAGGUUGCCCUGAGUCUCUGCAUGAGAUGAUGCUGCUCUGCUGGAAGAAGGAGCCAGAUGAGAGGCCCACAUUUGAGUACCUGCAGUCCUUCUUGGAGGACUAUUUCACCUCCACGGAGCCUCAGUAUCAGCCUGGAGAAAACCUAUAGCCAUUAGGGAGAGGGGGCUUUGUCAACUGCAUCCAUCACUACUUAAUCUGCGUCUCAUUUUUUUUUUUGUUCUUCCAUCUUCUGUACAGAUGUUUGUUUUUACAUAUUGUUUUUAUGUUCUCACAUCUGGUACUACAAAAAUUUGAGUUUUGUUUACCUCUUUAUGUGAAUUUAAUCAAAAUAUAUAAAUGAUCAUGGUAAUGGGCAUAUGUGUUCAUGCUCUAAAAGCAGAAAUCACAUGGUGCUGUGUUUCUGUGAAAUAAGUUGUGAUUAAACACCCACGUUUUUAUGUUUUAAUGUGGCCAUUUGCAUCCUUUUGGUGGGGAUGUAAAUUGAAAAUAGUUCACAUCACCAGCCUGGAGAAUGUCUGGAAAAGUAUUGAAUUUGACUUCAGUGUUUCCAGGUACAGAUAAAUAUGAAAAAAGAAAAUAAGAGCACGGAAAAAUAUUUUUGCUUCCAAACCUUAUUUUUUAUCUCACUUUUUCUUCCUCCAAUCUUUCCUUUGUGUUUUGCCUUUUUUCUUUCUUGGUAUCCCCUAUUUCUUCGGUCAUUUUCUUAAUUCCUUCCCUCUUUUACUUAUGUCUAUUCUUUGUUCCUUUUGUUCCUUUUUUGUGUUUUACCUUCCUUUCUGUCUUUACUGUUCCCUUCCUUUCUUUCUUGUUUUCUUCCUUCUUUCCUUACUUGUGUCCUUUCUUCUGUCAAAGCUUCCUUCCACCUUUCUUUUUACUGGGUUUUCUAAGCCUGGCCAUGAUAGAAAUAUCUGCCAUAAUUUCCCAGUGGACUUAAAUUUUCUAUAUUUAAAAAUGAUAAUAAAUGACUGAGAUCUCUGGAAAGUUGGAAUUCUCUUGAAAAAUGUUUUGGAACUGUGGAACACUUGUAUCAAUUGGAAAAUCUGCACUUAUAACCUAGUGAGAGGGCAGAGUGCAAUAGUCAGUUCAACAUGUGGUAGAGGAAAAAAGGUCCAGAGUUAAACCUGUAGUUGCCUAACUUUGUAGUAAAAAUGUUUGGAUCAGAAUGUUUAGUCCCCGAUAUCAAUCUGAGUCAUGUAAGAUUAGAUUUUUACCCAUACCAAGUCCCAGGCUGAUAUACCUUAACAUCAAGGCCAUUCAUAUACCCAAAAACCUCAGUUGAUUUAAAACGCAGUAAAAUACCUCACUGCAUUUCCGUCAGUAUUACUGGGUUUACACUAGUAUUGUGAUUGCGUCCCACUUAACCCCCUCACCAAUGGCGUUCAUCACGCUGCAGCAUGCAUUUUGGUUGACCGCGAUAGAUGUUUGUUUCUGCAGGACAGCCAUAUGUUUCUAAAGAUUUCUCUGACCCAACACAUACAGCUACAGUCUUCAAUAAACUCCCUUCUUGCUCCUGCUGAUAAUUUAUUCAUUCGGACCAGUUUGCUGAAAUGGUAGGCUAUCCUUUCUGUUUUGAUAUGACUCUUUGAUAAUUGUUACAUAUUUAAGUGAAGUCCCAUUUAAAAAUGUGCGGACAAAAAAUACAGAAGAUGUUCUCCUGCCCCAUAAACUUAGCGUUUUGUUUUAAAUGUCAUAAAAUCGAAUGGCUUGUGUUUUAGCUGCUCUCUGCCCAGCUCUAUUACACAGUAACUGUUAAGUGAAACACAAUUAGACUGCUAGAGAAAACCCAGAUUUGUGAGAUCGACAAAAUAAUGUGCACAGCCUAAUGAAAAUGUACAUAGGCUGUGCUUUAAACAAAUAUAUGUUUUGCUUUGCCCGCUGGGAUUGUGGUUGACAAAAAACACUGUAGACCAACAACAGAUAUGAGGAGUUGAGUUUUAGUCAGGAUCUCUAAAACCAGUUAUUUAAUGCCCCUGAUCUGAUACAUAAGAUUACAUUACCUGCAGGUAAUAUUGAUAUUUCUUCCAAAAUAGGCUUGUCUAUGGUCCAAACAAAGUACCGGUAUUUAGAUUUACUUGCAUCUUUUAAAACUGUUUGAUUCCACAAAAUAUUUAGGAAAAGGCUGUUCUUUGAUACAAUUAAAGCUUUAAUGGGUUUUCUGAUCAAAUUUUACAUCAACCUAAACAACUUUGAUCCUAAAAUCCUUAAGCAAUAAUUGUAUAAUGUUUUGUUUUCAGGGGCAAAAAAUAAUAAGGAUUUUAAGUUACAGUUGUAAUGAUAAACUCUUAAAUGAUAAUGCUUGCUAAACCCCCUAAAAUGACUGGAAUUGUUAUUUCUACUGUUUAAACUUUUUGGUGAACUGUUGGUUCCAUGAGACCUUCAGUAAAUCUAAAUAAAAUUAAAAGUAUUAUUAUGUGUUUUUUCUAUUUGUUGUUUAGCCAUACAAUUGCAUUAUCUCAUUGGUGUUCUAAAGUAGCCUAUUUGACAGAUUACACUUAAUUUUUAUAGCAAUAUUGGUGUUUAUGUAGGUUUCUGACUGUACCAUAGGACUGAUGGAUUGCCAAAAAACCUUUUUAUCAUCAAUUUUAUUUUCAUUGCCGUAAAUGCCCCCAAAUUACUGUGAUCAAAUUGUAAAUCAGAACAUUCCAUCUCCUACCCUUUAUUAUAUUAGUAAUUUUAAAAACCAUGAUAAUAUAUUUUGUAAGUAGACGUUCUCAGGGGGUUAAUAUCUUCUAUUCCUAUUCAUUUAAGGAGACAAAAACUGAACGUAACUCCCACACAAUUUAAUUUUGUCCUUUGUGUGUUUUCCGUGCUCCAUUUAUAUAUUUUUUAUAACAUACAUUUUCACACAUUACAUUCAUUGCCUAAUAAUGUCAUUUGGAGACUGUCCAUCUCUGUUUACCAUCCAGCCAAGCAGUUAUUUGUAUCCUGGUUAUUAUAAUCUCUCUGUAACCGCUCUAUAUUGUCUUCUCACUGGUUGGGUUUUUACAAUGAAGAAUUGGUGAAGAAACCUAUGGACUUUGUGGCUUUCUGAAAAAUCAUGACAAAAAACGUUGCUUCCAGCCAAGUAUGAAGAAGACCUUUGGUAACCUUUGUUUUAAAGUACGGUAAGCAAAGCAUUUUUAUCCACCAAACUAUGACUGCUGAAGAGCCUUUGGACUUGCCUGUUUAUGUAACCAAAGGAACUCUGCAAACACUAUAUUUAAGACAUUGGAUGGAUGUUUUUAAUGUUUUUUUGUUUUCUUAAUGUUGCUCUAUUAUGGUCUAAACAGGAUUGUAUUAGGAUGAGAACUGAGCCCAGUGCUUGUAAAGGAGUGCUUUGUAUAUUAUGAAAUCAAAAUCCAUGAUGGGGGGUUAGGCUGUGGGGAAUCAUCUGUGGAAUUUGUAGAAUAAAAACUUGCUUUUAAAGAGAA
Girardinichthys multiradiatus is the source of this 5560-nucleotide messenger RNA. Its product is annotated as tyrosine-protein kinase yes-like. Gene Ontology annotation, molecular function: ATP binding; signaling receptor binding; non-membrane spanning protein tyrosine kinase activity. Gene Ontology annotation, biological process: protein phosphorylation; cell differentiation; cell surface receptor protein tyrosine kinase signaling pathway. The record is from RefSeq and is a predicted model, not a curated record. Bases 646 to 2298 code for a protein of 550 amino acids. NCBI's taxonomy places the organism in Eukaryota, Metazoa, Chordata, Actinopteri, Cyprinodontiformes, Goodeidae. The transcript is spliced from 13 exons. Gene Ontology annotation, cellular component: extrinsic component of cytoplasmic side of plasma membrane.